This is a messenger RNA of Colletotrichum siamense, 1200 nucleotides long. RefSeq lists its product as uncharacterized. The transcript has a single exon. Lineage: Eukaryota; Fungi; Ascomycota; Sordariomycetes; Glomerellales; Glomerellaceae. The record is from RefSeq and is a predicted model, not a curated record. Bases 1 to 1200 code for a protein of 399 amino acids.
AUGGCGAAUUCCCAGACCCUUCAGAUGUCACCGAGAGACGACGCACACAGCCGGCCUAGGGACCCCAGCAGGAAGAGGCUGAACGAACUAUACGGCCGGGUUGUCGACAGGAAGACCGCGGCCAUGACGGCUGUACAACAGCAGCUCAAGGACCUCACAGCUUCCCAUCUCGAGGGCACAUCGGGCCUAUCUGGUCGCGAUUUUCAGGCACAGUUCAAACGAUUUGAGGAGGAUAUCUACAAUUGCGAGGAAGAGCUUUCGUUGGUCUUAUUCGGCAAGAACCAACUCAUUGGGAUCUUCCAGGACGUCGAUGAGUGCGGGGGGAAUCUUCGCGACAACGACAGGGCACACAUUAACCGGCUUGUUGACUGCGUUACACGCACACAUGAAUUCACGGCGGGGCCCGGAACGAGGGAGGACAACGCGGAGGAGCAAAGAUUCAGGCAGCGAGUGAUUGAGAGAUACGAUCCGUGCGGAGGGAAAGAGAAAGAUGGUCCUAGGUGCUCAAUCUCGGGAGUUCAAUGGGGAGUCGUCGCCGCCCACGUUGCCAAUUACAACCUGGGUGAGUCAACUGCACGUCAUCUCUUUGGCAAGGACACGGGAGAGCAUGGGGGUGGCGGCCAUCUCGAUAGCCCACUUAACGGACUGUUGAUGCACCGCGACUUGGAGAAGGCCUGGCGCGCCGGGCGAUUUCUCAUCGUGUCAGACGAUUUCGUCAAUGACAACGGGCGCAGGGAGCGUGGACUCAAGGUAGUCGUCCUGGACUUCGAGCUAGAGAAGGAAUUCUAUGGGUACAGAUAUGACAUAUCGACCCACCAGCUGCAUAAUCGCAGACUUACUUUUCUCAACAACAACCGCCCAAGUAACAAGUACCUGAACUUCACGUACGCGAUGACGGUCCUCCGGCGCCAGGUACUCCAGGCGACUCCGAGUACAACACCCCUCGAUCGACGGUUCAUGCAGAGCGCGGCUCGGAAGGUCUGGGCGUCAACAGAUUCGGACUGGGGACAGUCGUUACUGUUCAAGGUAACUCGCCAACUGGGGUUUCUCACCGAGGAGGAGGCCAAACAGUUCUAUCACAUCAAACAGGCGCCUCUCAAAUUACCUGCACUAGAGGACCGGAAGCUGAAGACUGCGGCCAUUGAGGUAUCAUCAAUACUGAGAGAACCUGCGCUAAAACAUGACACAGAGUUGAUGUAG